Solanum tuberosum (potato) is the source of this 867-nucleotide messenger RNA. Its product is annotated as dirigent protein 16-like. Bases 42 to 782 code for a protein of 246 amino acids. The transcript has 2 exons. NCBI's taxonomy places the organism in Eukaryota, Viridiplantae, Streptophyta, Magnoliopsida, Solanales, Solanaceae. The record is from RefSeq and is a predicted model, not a curated record.
AAAAACAUCUCAAUCCAAAAUCCCACAAAAAUUCUCAAAAAAUGUUCAUCAAAUUUGCAAUUCUAUUUGUAUUUGUACCAUUUAUAGUUGCAAUUGAUCAUGUAAGUACAAGUACACCACAAGAACCGAUUCUUGAAUUGUACAUGCACGAUAUCUUGGGAGGAAAUAAUCCAACAGCUCGACCAAUAACCGGUUUAUUAGGCAAUAUUUAUAGUGGACAAAUACCAUUUGCUACACCACUUGGUUUUCAACCACCAAAAGAUGGUGUUGCAAUUCCAAAUGCUAAUGGUGCAAUGCCAACAUUCAAUAUCAAUGGUGUUCCAUUAGGAACAGGUCUAGCAGGCACAAUAUUUGCUGGAGGAAAUAAUAAUAAUAAUAAUAAUAAUGGACAAAAUGUGAAUACUCAAUUAGGCCCUGAUGGUCUAGGGCUAGGGUUCGGGACGAUCACGGUUAUCGAUGACUUCUUGACCUCGUCUCCUGAAUUAGGUACACAAAACCUUGGAAAAGCACAAGGAGUAUAUGUAGCAAGUUCAGCAGAUGGAAGUACUCAAAUGAUGGCAUUUACAGCUAUGUUUGAAGGAGGUGAAUAUGGUGAUAGUCUUAAUUUCUUUGGAGUUUUUAGAAUUGGAAGUACAAUGUCAAGAAUUUCAGUAACAGGAGGAACUGGUAAAUUUAAAAACGCGUGUGGAUUCGCGGAAAUACGUUCACUUAUACCAGCUGGUCAACAUGUUGCUGAUGGUGCAGAGACAUUGUUGAGGAUUGUUGUUCAUCUUACUUACUGAAUUUGCUUUAAUUUGAUGUAAUUUUGUUUGUGUGGAUUGUGUUUUGUUUGAUCACUAUGAAUAUUAUAGCUUUGGUUUUGUGUUA